AGAGGCAGCCUAGAAAUCAGAAAGCCUAGAAGCCCUGCAGGAACCCAGGAGAGAGGGAGAGGGAGAGAGAGAGAGAGAAAGGGAGAGAGAGGAAGGAAAGACAAGAGAAAGACAGAGAGAGAGAGAGAGGAAGAAAAAGAAAGAAAAAGAAAAUGAUGUUUCACUCCGCCACCUUGCCCCCCGCGAAAAAGCGGCCUCGGCCCCAGGGCUCCGGAACUCAGUGCCACCACCAGGUGAAGUUUGCCAAGGUGACCUUGUACAUAGUGGAGAGGCUCAUGGGCCACAGCAGGAGAAGCUUCCUCAGCAGCCUGGCCAGAUCAAAGGGCUUCUGCGUCGAGGACGUCCUCAGCAAUAAGGUGACCCACGUUGUGGCAGAGGGGAACCCAGCCAAGGAGCUGUGGGCCUGGCUGCAUGCCCAGGCUGCCGGCCUGGCCACAGACACGGAGGUGCUGGACAUCAGCUGGUUCACGGAGAGCAUGAGGGCGGGCUGGCCGGUGGCCGUGGAGAGCAGGCACCGCAUCCAGGAUACGUCUCCAGUGGGUUUGCCAAGCACUUCAGAGUCCACGGUUUCUCAGUAUGCCUGCCAGCGAAGGACAACCCUGGACAAUCCAAACAAGAUCUUCACGGAUGCUUUUGAAGUUCUGGCGGAGCACUCGGACUUCUGCGACAGCAAAGGUCCGGCUCUGGCCUUCAAGCGGGCGGCCUCGGUUCUGAAGAGCCUGCCUGCCAUGCUGCGAGGCCUGGGGGACGUGGAGGGACUGCCCUGCCUGGGGGAGCAAAGCCGGGCCGUGAUGAAGGAAAUCUUGGACUGUGGCAGAUCAUCCAAAGUUGAAGCCAUACUGAGUGACAAGAGAUUCCAAACAAUGAAGCUUUUUACAAGUGUGUGGGGUGUGGGGCCCAAGACAGCAGAGAAGUGGUAUCUGCAAGGCCUUCGCACACUGGAGGAGGUUGUCACUGAGCCACACGUCCAUCUGAACCGAAUGCAGCGCGCAGGUUUCCUUUAUUAUGCUGAUAUCUCCCGAGCAGUCACCAAAGCAGAGGCGCAAGCAGUUGGGCGCAUCGUCGAGGAGGCCGUUCACCAAAUCUCUCCCAACGCCUCUGUUGUUCUGACAGGAGGCUUUCGCAGGGGGAAGGAGGUUGGCCAUGACGUGGACUACAUACUGACCGCACCUGAGGUCGGAAGCGAAGAGGCGCUGUUGCUCCGGGUGAUCGACAGGCUCAACUACCAAGGCAUUCUGCUGUACACCGAGUACCAGGAAUCCACCUUCGACGCCAACCGGUUGCCCUGCCGGAGGUUCGAGGCCAUGGACCACUACCCAAAAUGCUUCUUGAUCAUCCAGCUGCAUGCCGAGGCUGUUCAGGAUGGCGCGCUGUCACGUGACCAGGACGACCGCAGGGAUUGGAGGGCGGUGCGUCUGGAUCUGGUGGCUCCGCCCGCUGACCGGUUUGCCUACGCUCUCCUGGGCUGGUCAGGAUCCACGCAGUUUGAACGGGACCUGAGACGAUUCGCCCGACUGGAGAGGGGGAUGCUGCUGGACAACCAUGCUCUGUAUGACCGAAGCAAGGAUGCAUUUUUGCCGGCCAAAACCGAGGAGGAUAUCUUUGGCCAUCUGGGGCUGGAGUACAUCGAACCUUGGCAGCGCAACGCGUAGAGCGAUCCCGGAGCCAUGCACCGCCAUAGA
This is a messenger RNA of Sardina pilchardus (European sardine), 1682 nucleotides long. RefSeq names its product deoxynucleotidyltransferase, terminal (gene dntt). Lineage: Eukaryota; Metazoa; Chordata; Actinopteri; Clupeiformes; Clupeidae. The record is from RefSeq and is a predicted model, not a curated record. The transcript is spliced from 11 exons. Gene Ontology annotation, molecular function: DNA-directed DNA polymerase activity; DNA binding; DNA nucleotidylexotransferase activity. Bases 153 to 1652 code for a protein of 499 amino acids. Gene Ontology annotation, biological process: double-strand break repair via nonhomologous end joining. Gene Ontology annotation, cellular component: nucleus.